Messenger RNA from Dichotomopilus funicola, 333 nucleotides. Its product is annotated as Cyanovirin-N. The record is from RefSeq and is a predicted model, not a curated record. Lineage: Eukaryota; Fungi; Ascomycota; Sordariomycetes; Sordariales; Chaetomiaceae. The coding region runs from base 1 to 333 and encodes 110 amino acids. The transcript is spliced from 3 exons.
AUGUCUUUCUCUGGGACAGCCCAAAAUAUCCGUGUUGACGACGGUCACCUUCUGCGGGCUGACCUUCAGAGUGUGGAUGACGAAUGGAAGUAUGCCGAACUUGACCUCAACACGGUUAUUGGCAACAACGAAGGUAAAUUCGAAUGGGAGGGAGUGGACUUCGCCGGAAGCGCCUCUCAGAUUUCUUUCUCUCUCGAGGGCGAUGAUAAUGUCCCAGUUCUGCGUGCCCUUUUGAAAGAUAGCGGAGACGUGGAUCAUCCUGCCGACAUCAACCUCUCGGAGCGUAUCGAGAAUGUCGACGGCGAGUUUGUUUUUAAGUGGAACGCGAUAUAG